This is a messenger RNA of Camelina sativa (false flax), 2791 nucleotides long. RefSeq names its product membrane protein of ER body-like protein. NCBI's taxonomy places the organism in Eukaryota, Viridiplantae, Streptophyta, Magnoliopsida, Brassicales, Brassicaceae. The record is from RefSeq and is a predicted model, not a curated record.
AUAAUGUUUGUAUUGAAGAGAAGAGACAGAGACAGAGACAGAGACGACCCAAUCAAUCACCUUUCUCUAUAGAUCUCUCUCUCUCUCUCUCUCUCUCUCUCUCUUUGUCCUUCUUUUGGCCAUUCUUUUGUCUUCCUCUUUCUGAUGGGAUCCGCCGCCGAACUCACAGAGCCCACCACCGGGACAGAGAAGCACCAUCCCGUACAAGUGGAAGCAGAGGAAGAAGAAGAAGAAGAACAAAUUGUUGUUGAUUUGGAAAGGAAGACAUUUCGUCAUGGAAAGGGUCUUGAUACUAGUGUUGACAGUAGUACUUUCACCACUAACACAUGCACCAGCUCCUCCUCCUCCUCCUCUUCUUCUAGCUUUUCCGGUGAUGUUACUACUACUGAGGAGACUCCAGAUUUUCGCAGCAACGGCGACGGUGACCAUACCGGACUGGACAAUUUGGAGAAAGAAGCUAAAGUUGGAUUUCAAGAGGAGCAUGAUAACAACAACGGCAACAAUAAUUGCAUCGUCUUCUUUGACGAAGAACAUGGAAUUUGGAAAUGUCGCCACUGCGAUUGGACCUACAAAGAGGGAUCUUUGUUGUGUUUUGACACCAAAGGUUCUGAGUCAGCUGCUGGUGCAGAAACUGAUGCUCUUGAGUCCCAAACUGCUGACCAUUUGAAUGGGGAGAAGAAGCUUUUAGGAUCUGAAAACGGUUCAGCUUCUGAGGAUAACAAGAGAUCUCGUGAAAUCGAAGAAGUACAAGAUGGUGAUCUCUCUAAAGACCGUGAUGCUGCUGAUCAACCCGCUGGUAAUGUGGUAGAGGAGGAGCUGGACAUCGAAGACGUUGAAGAUUAUGAUGUGGAGAAUGUGCUGGAUAAGCAAGAGACACAUGAUUUGUUCUGUCCAAACUGCGAUUCUUGCAUCACCAAAAGGGUUGUCCUCAAAAGAAGAAAACGGAAGAUGCGUCAGGAGCUGGGAGAUCGAAAACGCGUCAGAGGGCCUCAUUCCAAUGACCCUAUUCUUCAUUCGGAAGACAAUUUGCCAUCUCUGGAUGGUGGUGAAAACCCCCCUGCACAUGAAUCAUUUAUUUUCAAGUGCUUGUCAUGUUUCACCAUAUUUAGUUCCACAGGGUUGGCUUCAAAGCCGAUUCCUCCCCAUGAAGGUGUCGAAGGGUUAACGACUCAGCCAAAACCUCAAGAGAAAGCUACAGGCGAUUCCAAUUGGUUCAGUUCAAUUUUUGGCUUUAACCAAAAAGAAUCAGCUGUUCAGCAAGGUGGGGCACUGCCUAGCGUCCCAGAUGCUAAUCGGCCGCGUGGUAACCUGACAGGCUCUACUGCAAAUAACCCUUCAAAAGCCCCAACUCUUGCUCAGGGCGAUGCAGCCACUUCAAUUCAAGGUGGGUCAGGGAUCAGUUCUUCUCAAGAUAUAAAGCCUGUUGACACCCAUACAGUUCAAGUUGCAAACUCACACGAUACAAGCCAAAUUGUCAACAAUGGAGCAACUGUUGAAGACGGACAGAAGUUUCUGGCUCCUUCGGCGGAGGAGCAAACACAGCAAAAGAUUGACAAUGAUGAUUCUAAUCCAGCAGAGGGGAAGCACACAUCAGAGAAAGGACGGCUCUCUCCGAUUCAACCAUCUCAUGGCAUGAGUAUAUUAAACACAGUGACUAAUGGACCUGACGGAUUUAGAGUAGAAACUACAUUUCAUGAAGAAGGUACCUCUCAUAUGUUUGAAGGAAAAGACACUUCUGACGCAAGAAAAACAGAUAUUGGUUCGACCAAAGUAACAGGUGUAAUGGACACGGGUGACAGAGGAGUUAGUGCCGGUCCAGAAAAUCCUGAAAUUGAUGUUACACCAGGGAAUUUACUGGAAGAAGGGUCUCUAAGGGAACCGUUAAUGAGACGAGGAGUUGUUGGAGGACUUAAAGUGGAAAUCUUGAAAAGCAUUGUAUACGGAGGUCUAAUAGAAGCCAUCACGAGCCUUGGUGUUAUAUCAUCUGCCGCUGGUUCUGGUGCAUCAAUGUUGAACAUAUUGGUCUUGGGGCUUGCAAACUUGUUUGGGGGGCUUAUUCUCAUUAUUCAUAAUCUCCAAGAGCUUAGAGAGGAGGAACCUAUAAGAACAACAAUAGAAGAAGAUAACCAGACUAACGUUCGAGAAGAAGAAGAAGGUCGAUACAAGAAACUCCUUGGACGAAGAGAGAACUUCACACUUCACGCAUCAGUCGUAAUCGUAUCCUUCAUAAUCGUCGGAAUACUCCCUCCUUUAGUGUACUAUUUCUCGUUCAGCGAAAAACACAACAAAGACUACAAAGUCGUAUCAGUUUUCGGGGCAUCUCUAUUAUGCAUCGUCUCGCUGGCCGUAGCCAAAGCUCAUGUGAAGUACCCGAGAGGCAGCUACCUGAAGAGUAUUUUAGGGUACGCGACAAUUGCUGUAUCGGUGUCAGGGAUAUCUUACGAAGUUGGUAACUUCUUGGCGCAGUUGCUUGAGAAGUAUGGAUGGUCUGAUGGAUCGGAAACACAUAUGGGACAGAUGAUGCUUUCAUCACUUAUGGGAAGAAAAGCCGGCUUCGGAUAUUCAUCAACCUACUGAAACUGAAUUUUGUCUCUGGAGAAUGACCCAAACCUCUCUUGCUUCUCUUUUUCGCUCUCCUUUUUGUGAACUGAACUCUCGUUAGACUUUGACGUUGACGCCAAAUCUUUGUUGUGUGACUUGUGAGUGUAGAAGUCGUUUCCACUUGUAGGAAUUAAUAAAUGACGAACUGUGCGGCUGUGGCCCUUCUUGUUAAGUUGCAUUUAAUUUUUUC